Tachysurus vachellii is the source of this 2860-nucleotide messenger RNA. Its product is annotated as kelch-like protein 20. NCBI's taxonomy places the organism in Eukaryota, Metazoa, Chordata, Actinopteri, Siluriformes, Bagridae. Gene Ontology annotation, molecular function: protein binding. Bases 176 to 2047 code for a protein of 623 amino acids. The transcript has 11 exons. The record is from RefSeq and is a predicted model, not a curated record.
UCUCCGUAUCCAGUAGGGGCGCUGUGGAGUCACGUGUGUUUACACUGAUCCUCUAUCUGCUGUCGGCAAAGAAGACAUGGCGUCACGACUCCCGAAUAGUACGAAGUCGACAAAAUAAACAACUUAUUCUGUCUUGCUGAUUAAACGAAGCAUUUCAGACUGAAAUAGUGACAGUAUGGAAAUCAUGGCUGCAAAUAUGCUAACUAGUGCCCCUACCCCUGCGCCAUCCACACUGCCCCCAUCGCCAUGUUUGGAAGACCUCGGUCCCCCGCUCGGGACGUUGGACAGCGAAGAUUAUGUGUUUGUUGAGCCUCGACAUCCCAACAAGGUGCUGGAAGGCUUGAACAGCCUGAGGCUUAACAAUGCCUUCUGCGAUGUCACGCUUUGCUGUGGGGGGCAGGAGUUUCCCUGUCAUCGUAUCGUUCUUGCCUCUUUCAGCUCCUACUUCCAGGCUAUGUUCUCCACUGACCUGAUGGAGUCACGUCAGGAACGAGUGGCCAUCAAUGGUGUGGAGCCACAAAUGAUUGGCAUGCUCGUCACCUACGCCUAUACUGCCGAGGUGGUGAUCUCCAAGGCCAGCGUUCAGGCCCUUCUGGCUGCAGCCAACCUGCUGGAUGUCAUGGCAGUGCGUGAGGCCUGUUGCAGGUUCAUGGAGCGUCAGAUGGACGAAAUCAACUGUGUAGGCAUCCACUGCUUUGCUGAGGCACACUCAUGUAAAGAGCUGGAGCGUCACAGCAUGGAGUACAUCCAGCAGCACUUUAGCACUGUGUGCAAACAAGAGGAGUUCCUCUCACUGUGUGCUGAUAAACUGACUGAGAUUAUCUCCAGUGAUCACCUGAACGUGCCACAGGAGGAGACGGUGUUUGAGGCAGCCAUGCUCUGGUUGAACAAGUGCGAUUCCCGCAGGCAGAGCUUUGAAAAGGUUCUCGAACACAUCCGACUGCCUCUGAUCAGCCCCUAUUACAUCCACGAUGUGAUCGAGUCUAUGGAUGUAGUGAAAGAGUCUCGAAAGUGCCAGGAACUGAUCUCCGAAGCCAAAGACUACCUUCUGCUUCAGGACCGUAGAGGAGAACUCUACAGCCCCCGUGCUCGACCUCGAAGGGCCAUGGGCACAGCUGAGGUAAUAGUGACGGUGGGAGGGGAAGAUGAUAAGGUCGUGCUCAGGAGUGUGGAGAGCUUUGACCCCAUGACCAGCCAGUGGAAAAGCCUGGCUUGCCUUCCCUUUGCUGUGAGCAAACACGGAUUGGUGGUGUCAGGUUCCAUGCUUUAUCUGGCUGGCGGUGAAUUCCCAGAUGGCUCGGCGAGCAGAGAGAUGUGGCGCUACGACCCCUGCUUUGACUCGUGGUUAGAGAUGGCUCCCAUGAAUGUAGCUAGAUCAGAACUAGGUCUGGUGAUGCUAGACGGAUACGUGUUUGCAGUGGGAGGCUGGGAGGGCCGCUCUCGCCUCGACUCCGUCGAGUGCUACAAUCCGCACGCUAACACAUGGCAGUUCAUGGAGUCGGUUAAAAUGGCUGUCACCAGUCCUGCUGUGGUCGCACUGGAUGGACUGCUUUACGUCACAGGUGGUGCAGUUCUUGAAGACGGAGAUGGAACCGACCUCGCUCAGGUAUACAACCCUAAAACACACGUGUGGACAGAAGUGGCUCCAAUGCAGAUCGCCCGCUCAGGGUCUGCAGCCUGCACGCUGAAGGGCAAAAUUUAUGUUAUAGGUGGAUGGCACGCCUCCACAGAAAACACAGAUAAAGUAGAAUGCUAUGACCCAAAAAGCAACAAGUGGACUAUGUGCGCACCAAUGAAGGAGCGGCGCUAUCGGCCUGGAGUGGCAGUCGUGGACGGGAAGAUCUAUGUGUUAGGAGGAGAGGAGGGCUGGGACAGGUACCAUGACACAAUUGAACGGUACUGUGACGAGACAGACAGCUGGGAGCUUGUAGGCGAGAUGCCAACGAGUCGUAGCUGGUUAAGCUGCGUCUCACUGCAUAUGAGGAAAGAAUCUCACGCUGCUGGACCUCCUGGCACUGCCGCAGAGACAGAGUUUCCUGUGGAUUGAUGCCGUAUGGGUAACGAUAUGAGUUAAGCCUCACACUCCGUGUGCCUGCCACACUCAGCAAACACAGGCUGCGUGUGUAUGAGAGAGAAAGAGAAGGCCACGAGAGAACACUACUGCUGAAGUGUUCGCAGGACUUCGUUUUAAGUUUGCACAGGAACAUGCUAACAAACUAACGGGUCCACCGAAACCCACUAGUAUGCGAUAUUGUGGAGUCCGUUCGUUGCUGCAUACGGACGGUUAUCAUGUGUAGCACAGUCUUGUGUACGUCGUCUCCCUGAACGUAUGAAAACUCAGGAGCACCUCCUGAUGGUCAUAUAGUGAUUAGAUGUGAUUUCCUACCCCCUGAACAGUCACUAUUGUGAGUUAUUUUUGUAUCGUAUUUUGGUGGAGUUUUUUGUAUUUAUAAGGCUUGUACAGUGUAGUAGACGUUGUGCAGACGCAGGAUGUCAGUGUUAAUUAGCAGACACGCUCUAGUACAAAACCAGAUGGUACCAAAUCUUUCUGUCAAAUUUUCUAUCUAUUAAGUGACAUAAAAGUACGAUAUGGAGUAUCACACGGAUACGUUUUCUACCUAGACAUUAGAUCAGCAGUCUAAAAACCACUAAAAGUAGAACAUUUGUCAUUAACAUCACUUACGAUUCUAAAUGAACAUUUUAAACACCAUGUCUGGGGCUUUGUUUACAAAGAAUCUUAAAUAAAUGUAACACCUAACUUAAUGUUUAAAGAGAAAUGCAUGUAAAAUGGGUGGGUCCUAUAUUUUCAGUUUACAUUUAAUGUACAAGGUUGUUGUAGCAUUAAAGUGACAAUCCACAA